AACGCAUUUACACAAUGCUCUUAUCAUCACGGAUAGCCCUUCGGAGCGCCUCCAGCAUCCGCUGCUUCUCUACCUCUUCAAGACAUCUUCGGUCUGAUCUCUCUUUUCAAGUCUACGGACCGGAAAAGGCUCACCCUAGGCGCAAUCCUAUCGUCUUCCUGCACGGCCUUUUCGGCUCAAAGCAGAACAACAGGAGCAUUAGCCGGGCUAUCGCACGUGAUCUGAAGCGUGAGGUGUAUAUAGUGGACCUCCGUAACCACGGCAACUCUUUCCAUGAUACCGAGCACAACUACCCUGUCAUGGCGGAUGAUGUGGCCGAGUUCAUCCACAAGCAUGACUUGAGCAAAUGUGUUCUUAUCGGUCAUUCUAUGGGCGCGAAAGCUGCCAUGACCGUUGCCCUCAACGCCCCCGAGCUCGUCUCAGCUCUUGUCCCUGUCGACAACGCACCCGUGAACGCGCCUCUUCGCACCGAUUUUGACAAGUACAUUAAGGGCAUGCAGCAUGUUGAGUCCGCGAAUGUAACGAAGCAGUCUGACGCGGACAAAAUCCUGCAGGAAUAUGAAGAAGCCCUCCCUAUUCGCCAAUUCCUCCUCACAAACCUCAUACGCUCUCCAGAGAACCAGACGAUGAAGUUCCGCGUCCCUCUUUCGACGCUAGGUGCGUCACUCAGAGCAAUGGGUGAUUUCCCAUUCUCGCAGCCUGGGUCUGUGCAGUAUAAGGGGCCUACGCUUGUUAUUAGGGGUACAAAGAGUCCCUAUGUCUCUGAGGAUACGUUCCCAAUUAUCAAAGCCUUUUUCCCGAAUUCGAAAAUUGCGGAUGUCGAGGCCGGGCAUUGGCUUAUCUCGGAGAAUCCAGAGGCGUUUAGGAAGGCUGUGGUCGACUUCUUGCAAGAGAUAGAUUAGAGGUAGAAGCUGGAAGUGAAGCAAUGGGUGCAAUUGUUGAUCAGAUUCCAUCUUCAUAUGUUCUUGUUCCAUUUGGGUUAUACUCAUACAUAGAAAUACAUAGACGACUCCAUAGAAACCACGCCUUCCAAGCCGAAAUGAAGGGUAUGAAGAAAAGUUAACUUCGGUAAGCGCCCACGUAGAAAAUAAAGCUGCAGUAAAAGACCAUGGCCUUCAACACCAGAUAACGCCAAUGCUUAGAUUCAGUUCAUUGCGCCGCCCAAGAUUCAAGAGACACAGCAGGUAGUAAGGGUAUUCGAGAAUAGAAUAAAUGCAGCAAAGAAAGAGAAAAGCGGUGGAAAAAUCUCCAUGUCGGCGUAGUCGUUGAAGAGAUCCACCACAGUUGGAUCAUGGGGUUCUGAUUCUAUCGGCUUCUUGUAGUUUUCUUUCUCUUCCGACGAGAUACAUCUGGAGAGUCUUUCUGGGUGCCGUUCAAGCCAGGGGAGCGGGGAGCCGGGGAGUUUGAUGUUGGCUGUGAGGUGUCUUCGUCCGACUCUGAACGAAGACGUUUGAUCUUCAUGCCCUGAGAACGGUCGGCGUGUAACAGGUCUGGUCUCAAGGCCGGAGGAAGC
Messenger RNA from Aspergillus nidulans FGSC A4, 1513 nucleotides. RefSeq names its product putative alpha/beta hydrolase. Bases 15 to 902 code for a protein of 295 amino acids. The transcript has 6 exons. The record is from RefSeq and is a predicted model, not a curated record. NCBI's taxonomy places the organism in Eukaryota, Fungi, Ascomycota, Eurotiomycetes, Eurotiales, Aspergillaceae.